AGAAGUCAUGUAGUUUUCCAAUGUACAUUAACGAAGAGAUUAUUCCAAUAAAAUAUUACAGUUUGUUUAGAAACAAAAGUUCGUUGAAGGAUUUUCCUUGUGGUGUCUUUAAGUUUGACAAUCACGUCUUCUGUCUAUGGCAAUACAGAUGAUGACGCAAUAAAUGUGCGACGUGGACGGCGCUGUAAUAUUUGGAUUCUAGGCUCCGUCGUGUGUUUAAGAAACAACUAGAAGUGUUUGCUGAGCUGCGUUGCACAUUACAUGUAAAUCAGUGUAAUGUGGCGAUUAAUCUAUUAAAUUUGAAAAAAAAAAUCGCACUAUUUAUUUAUUUAUUACGCAGCUGCUACAAACAAUACAGCUUUUACUUCAUAAACCCGAGACAUGCAACAUGCUCUUCCAUUUCACGAGGCUAAAAGGACUACUGACUUUCCACAAGCUCUUAUUUACUUAAUAAUUCUUAUUUAGUUUCACUGUUUUGCUGUGAAUGCUCGGGUGUACUGCUGUGAUUAAUUUCCCCUGUCUGGUCCUUCUUUUAUGUUCCCCGGUGGGAACGCAACACGUACUUAUCGUUCCUCUUUCCACUGGAUGUUGUGCGCUUGCUCUGUAUGAUCUCGAGUUUAGUAAUAGAAAGUCUGCUUUAAUAUAGUUUAAUAAAAACAUUCUUCGAGAUGCGAACAGACCAUACGGAAAGCGAUGUCAUAAAUGGGAGUUUCCACCAGCCCUCAGACAGUGAGGUUCAGAGAUGGAUGUCCAGUGCGUUCAACAUGGCGAUAGAGGCUCUUGAAAAUGGUGAGGUGCCAGUUGGAUGUCUUCUGGUGUACAACAAUAUUGUUUUAGGCAAAGGAAGGAAUGAGGUGAACGAAACAAAAAAUGCUACACGUCAUGCAGAAAUGGUGGCACUGGACCAAGUGUUAGAGUGGUGUUCUCACAGAGACCUGGACCCAAAGGAGGUGUGUAAGCACACUGUUCUCUAUGUGACCGUCGAACCGUGCAUUACAUGUGCAGCUGCACUGCGUCUGCUGAAUGUCCCACUGGUUGUGUACGGGUGUAAGAAUGAAAGAUUUGGGGGCUGCGGCUCAGUGCUGGACAUCUCAUCAGGUGAUCUUCCCGACACUGGAACAUCAUUCAAGUGUAUACCAGGUCACAGAGCGGAGGAGGCUGUUGACAUGCUGAAGACAUUUUACAAGCAAGAGAAUCCUAAUGUGGCGAAUCCUAAAGUAAGGAAAGAAUGCGUGAGUCCAGCAGGGGGCACUAUCACCACGCACACUGAAGCAGCUCCACAUGAGGAUGACGUAAAAAUGGCCGUUUCAGACUGAAAUGGAAAAAUAAAACCCACAUUUCCUUUCCUCCAACUGAAGUCGAGUCAACAGACUGCACCAAUAUGUGGUUUAAAAUGACUUUCGUCUUUGGAAAUUCCACUUCCAGAGGUCUCCUCCUUUUCUCUGUCCUUACAUCACUCAUAUGUUAUACCGUGAAAACAUGCCUGAGCUUUCUUAUCAGCUGUUAUGCUACUCUGAAAACAGCACCUCAACAUCAUCAAAAGGUUUUUACAAAUCGUAAGUUGACCUGUCAGUAAGGAGCAGAUGAGGCAGCAAGUACACAAUCCUGUCUCUACACGACUGUGUCUCAAACCACAUAGCAAUGCUGAUCAGUUGAAUGUGUGCUUUUGAUCUAGUAAUCUUAGUAGCUCCAGAAUAUUCACAGACAUGAAGCAGUGUUAACACACAUAUAUCCCAGUUUUCUUCUAUAAACGGUGCAGAGAUCCACUUAAAAUUGGUGUUCAGUCAGUCCAGUUUUACACACAUUGGUUGUGUUGACCAAAGUAUUUGUGAUUUACGUUGUGUGCUUCAGCCCUCAGGAUUUGACUCUUGGUUUAAAAAAAGAUUUAUCAUAUGUAGAGCGUAGUAGAGAACGUUGUUCCUUGGUCUGUGGUACACGGGUUGUUUAGAUGAAUGUCAAUGCUGGUAGGAUUUCUGUCUGUCAUAUCAUGGGUUGUUGAUUAUUCAUGAACUUUUCAGGUAGAAAAUGAAUGUAAUUUGUUAUAUGAUGAAUAACGGGUACGAUCAUUCACAACUGUUUGUAUAUAUUUUUUUAAUUAUGCAAUAAUAGACAUCUUGUUGACAAGAAAACGACAAUUUUAGGGCUCUCACAGUAAGAGAGCAAGAACUUUGUUGUAAUUACUGCAGACUUUGCUUGCACCAAUAGCAGUUUCAGGGCGAGAAGUGAGAAAGAACACGGUAUCAUAAACCAAACCUAACUCUGCCUACACUCCUCCAGCAAGAGAGAUGUUCUGUUUUAUUCAUAAACAAUAACCUUGCA
Messenger RNA from Ictalurus furcatus (blue catfish), 2319 nucleotides. RefSeq names its product adenosine deaminase tRNA specific 2 (gene adat2). Gene Ontology annotation, biological process: tRNA wobble adenosine to inosine editing. Gene Ontology annotation, molecular function: tRNA-specific adenosine-34 deaminase activity; zinc ion binding. Bases 669 to 1316 code for a protein of 215 amino acids. NCBI's taxonomy places the organism in Eukaryota, Metazoa, Chordata, Actinopteri, Siluriformes, Ictaluridae. The transcript has 6 exons. The record is from RefSeq and is a predicted model, not a curated record. Gene Ontology annotation, cellular component: nucleus; cytoplasm.